Molecule: messenger RNA, 690 nt
Organism: Harmonia axyridis
Lineage: Eukaryota; Metazoa; Arthropoda; Insecta; Coleoptera; Coccinellidae
Exons: 4
Coding region: 109-690 (193 amino acids)
Source: RefSeq, a predicted model, not a curated record
UUAUUUCCUAAUUUCAUAAAAUGUACUAAUCGAUCAGUAAACAUAACGGCCCUAAAGCUAUAACCGAGACUGCUAUCUCAACGUCUUCAGUCAGUUUAGGUUUCAGAAAUGAAGACGAAUUUUGUCAUUAUACUGUUUGGUGUGUGGUCGGCAUUUAUAUUCAAAACUCUAGCUACAAAUAGAGUAAAACGAUUAGUAUGGCCACCAGGAGGAGACAAAAUACAGAUGAUUGCUGGAGUUGGUAUACCGGUGGAUCUACAACGAGAAACAGUCAUUUUCGGGAUGGUCUAUAAAGCUGCCUAUGCACUUCCUAAUAAUGUAACACAACUACAAAGUAGCAACACUAUCUAUCAGAGACACGCCAGAUCUUCUGAACUUGAGAAUAAGAAUAUUGUGAAUUAUCUGGAGAGGUUUCUGUACGUUCAAAAUCAGUACAGUAAGAAAUGUGUUUUGAGGACCAUUUGUGAAGCUGCAUCUUCCAAUUUCGAUCAAAAUGGAGGAUUUAUUAACGAAGUUAUAAACAUAAUAUUCGGAUCAAUGGAAGAAACAAUUAGACAUCACGAUGAUACAAGUUACAUGGAUGCCUUCAAGCAAGGUGUUGCAGAUCCUGACUCAUGCAUAAAAAUAUAUCCCCAGUGUAAGAGCAAUUUGUUAGAUGUUAUUUCAGAUCAAGAAGAAAAUUCUGUGUGA